Messenger RNA from Delphinapterus leucas (beluga whale), 1532 nucleotides. It is a transcript of the gene MRPL38, whose product is annotated as mitochondrial ribosomal protein L38. Lineage: Eukaryota; Metazoa; Chordata; Mammalia; Artiodactyla; Monodontidae. Gene Ontology annotation, cellular component: mitochondrial large ribosomal subunit. The record is from RefSeq and is a predicted model, not a curated record.
UCGGGUCUUAGGAGCCGCGGCGGCGACGGCGGCCUGGGGGAAGAUGGCGGCGACCUGGUGGCGAGUCGCGCUGUAUGGGAGUCGGAGGUGGCGGGGCUUCAGCACCUCAGCCGCCCUGAGCCGCCGGACCGCUCCUUUGGGGCCGAUGCCCAACGAGGUCAUCGACGUGAGCAACCUGGAGCGGCUGAAGAAGUACCGCAGCUUCGACCGCUACCGGCGCCGGGCGGAGCAGGAGGCGCGGGACCCGCACUGGUGGCGGACCUACCGGGAGCAUUUCGGAGAGGAGUCAGCUUCAGCUCUGAAUUCUGCCAGGUACACAGGUGCGAGUCCAUGGCCAGCUGUGAACAGGCUUGAAGGUGAUCCCAACUAUAAUUGGGAUGGCCAGCCGCCUCGAUUUCCCAUGACCGAGACAGAUCCCAAAGACAAGAUUGACAUUGGGUUGCCUGCACCUAAGGUCUGCCGGACCCAACAGCUGUUGGAGCGGAAGCGGGUCCUCCAGGCGCUGCGGGCCAAUGUGGAGGAGGAACGGGCCGCUCGCCUCCGCACAGCACGCAUCCCACUGGAGGCAGUGAGGGCUGAGUGGGAGAGGACCUGUGGCCCCUACCACAAGCAGCGUCUGGCUGAACACUACGGCCUCUAUCGAGACCUGUUCCACGGGGCCACCUUCGUGCCCCGAGUCCCCCUGCAUGUGGCCUACGCUGUAGGCGAGGACGACUUGGUGCCUGUGUACUACGGCAAUGAGGUCACUCCAACUGAGGCUGCCCAGGCCCCGGAGGUGACCUAUAAGGCAGACGAGGGCUCCAUGUGGACACUACUGCUCACCAACUUGGAUGGACACCUGCUGGAACCGGAUGCCGAGUAUUUGCACUGGCUGGUAACCAACAUCCCGGGCAACAGGGUCGCUGAAGGACAGGAGACGUGUCCCUACCUGCCCCCCUUCCCUGCCCGAGGCUCCGGCUUCCACCGCUUUGCCUUUCUGCUCUUCAAGCAGGACAAGCCAAUCGACUUCUCUGGGGACACCCGGCCCUCACCCUGCUACCAGCUUGCCCAGCGGACCUUCCACACUUUUGAUUUCUACAAGAAACACCAAGAUGCCAUGACUCCAGCUGGCCUGGCCUUCUUCCAGUGCCGCUGGGAUGACUCGGUCACCCACAUCUUCCACCAGCUCCUGGACAUGCGAGAGCCUGUGUUUGAGUUUAUGCGGCCGCCCCCUUAUCACCCUAAGCAGAAGCGCUUCCCCCACCGGCAGCCCCUGCGCUACCUGGACCGGUACCGAGACAGUCACGAACCCACCUAUGGCAUCUACUGAGUGGCUGGAGUGCCACCCCCCUCAGAGAGUGGACUGGGCCUCUCAGGCCACCCUGUCAGGCUCCGCAGGCAGGAGCAAUAGAGACGCAGUGCCAAGGGGGGCAAGCAUUGGGGUUCUCCGGCCUGCCUGAGGCAGCCCCUCUGCUGCCCUCCCAGCAGGCCCAGGGCUUGGGAGUGAAGAAGGCUGGGGAGUUGGGGGUAUGAAUAUAUUGAUUUUUGCUGUA